CACUGAGCUACCCAGCUAGGCCCCUCUGCCCUGACCUGGGCUGUUAAACCCUGAGAUGGAACCAAGACAGAGAGGUGGUUGCAUCAGGCCUGGUCAUCUCCAAAGUAAUACCAGUCUGUCGUCUGCCCCAACGCUGUUUAUGGGAGCUGGCAGCGCUGGGCUUCCUUGGGGGAUUUGCCUCUUUCUAAAAAUGUCCCUAAGGAGAGAAGAAAUAGGACAGAGGGGGUAUUUUUUAGUCCAAGAUUAGAACUGGUGCAUUCUUGCCGCUGUAGGCUGGGCAGCCCCACCAGCCCCCGCCCUGUCAAAAUCACAUCCAACGAAGGGUCGGUCAGUGGGAACCUCCCCUCCGUGUUGCAGCAGGGAAAUCGGGAGUACUGUUUCGCAAUGGGGUGGAAUUCCUUGGAAGUGAACCCACGCUAGAGGUCGAAGUUGCACGCUCAGACCGACGGGUAUUGCUACGCAGCUUGGGACCACCACCCUGACGUUCUGUUAGGUCCCCAACUUUCCAUACAGGCUUCGGUGAACCUGGUGGCGUGCACCUGCAUGGAAUGGAAUCUGUGAGGAAGGUGGGCAGGGAAUAUCCUAGGCAUAAGAGCCAGUGUCAAGGAAGGCUUUAGUGGUUGGACUCCCACAUGAAGGGAAGGACCCAGAAAGGCAAUGACGUUGAGGAUUAGAACCCUGGUCUCUGCCCCUCCCAGAGGACUCGACUCCACCGCGUCUUCGCAGCCGCACCCCGGGUCGGGGGAGAAAGACUCUCCCCGCCUCUGGGGGCGGGGCCAGAGAUGCCGCCCACCUGAGGCUUCUAGAACGUUGAGGGGGUUCCAGGUGGGGAGCUAAGAAGGGAGGGGCCCCGAGGAAUACCGAUUGGCGCGCGGGGCGCCGGGGAUGGUAAAGGGAGGGGUGGCCAUCCUGGGGAGCGAGAGUCCCGCGCUCCCCGUUUCCCGCGCCGCGCGCCAUGCAGGCCAGCGGAGCGGGUCUCCCGCUCGCCUCUCUCUACGUGGGCGACCUGCAUCCAGACGUGACCGAGGCCAUGCUCUACGAGAAGUUCUCGCCCGCGGGUCCCAUCCUGUCCAUCCGCGUGUGCCGCGACGUGAUCACCCGCCGCUCGCUGGGCUAUGCCUACAUCAACUUCCAGCAGCCGGCCGACGCCGAGCGGGCACUGGACACAAUGAACUUCGAGGUGAUCAAAGGCCAGCCCAUCCGCAUCAUGUGGUCCCAGCGAGACCCCGGGCUUCGCAAGUCAGGCGUGGGCAACGUCUUUAUCAAGAACCUGGAGGAGUCCAUUGACAACAAGGCCCUGUAUGACACCUUCUCCGCCUUUGGGAACAUCCUCUCUUGCAAGGUGGUGUGUGACAGUCACGGCUCCCGAGGCUUUGGCUUUGUCCAUUUCGAGACCUACGAGGCCGCGCAGAAGGCCAUCCGCACCAUGAAUGGGAUGCUGCUGAAUGACCGCAAAGUCUUCGUCGGCCACUUCAAGUCCCGACGGGAGCGGGAGGCUGAGCUGGGGGCGGGGGCCGCGGAGUUCACCAACGUCUACGUGAAGAACCUCCAAGUGGACGUGGAUGAGCAGGGCCUGGGGCAGCUCUUCUCCCCGUUUGGGAAGAUGCUGAGCGUGAAGGUGAUGAGGGAUGACAGCGGCUGCUCCCGAGGCUUUGGCUUUGUCAACUUUGAGAAGCAUGAGGAAGCCCAGAAGGCUGUGACAGACAUGAACGGGAAGGAGGUGAGCGGGCGGCUGCUCUUCGUGAGCCGGGCCCAGAAGCGGGCAGAGCGGCAGAACGAGCUUAAGCAAAGGUUCGAGCAGAUGAAGCAGGACCGGCUGAACCGUUACCAGGGCGUGAACCUGUAUGUGAAGAACCUGGAUGACUCCAUCGAUAAUGAGAAACUGAGGAAAGAGUUCUCUCCCUACGGAGUGAUCACCAGUGCCAAGGUGAUGACAGAGGGUGGCCACAGCAAAGGGUUUGGCUUUGUGUGUUUUUCCUCUCCAGAAGAGGCAACAAAGGCCGUGACCGAGAUGAACGGGCGCAUCCUCGGCACCAAGCCGCUGUACGUGGCACUGGCCCAGCGCAAAGAGGAGCGGAAGGCUGUCUUGACCAACCGGUGCAUGCAGCAGCGCCUGUGCGCGCAGGCCCUGGGCGGGCCCGUCCUGGGCUCCUUCCAGCAGCCCGCCAGCUACUUCCUGCCCACCGUGCCCCAGCCUCCAGCCCAGGCUGUGUACUAUGGCUCUGGCCCCCCUGUCCAGCCUGCCCCCCCUGUCCAGCCUGCCCCCAGGUGGAUGGCCCAGCCUCCUAGAUCCUCCCCCACCUACCCUCCAGCCACCUCAAUGGGCCAGCCAUCAGCCACCUCUCCGCGCCCCCCGGCCCCCAUCAGCAGUGUCAGGAAGGGCCCCCCCCAGAUGCCACACCAGGUGGCCCUCACCCAAAGAGUGGCCAACAUCGGUACCCAGACCACCGGGCCCGGCGAGGCAGGAUGCUCUACACCAAGGAGGCCUCUCCCGACACACAGAUGCUCCAGCACCUAUGGGGUCCCGGAGCCUGCUGCAGGCCUCCCCGGACGGGAGCCCCUGACCGCGUCCAUGCCAGCCGCCACACCACUCCGCAAACAAAAGCAGAUGAUUGGUGAGCAUCUCCACCCACUUAUCUACGAUGUCCACACCCAGCUGGCUGGCAAGAUCACGGGCAUGCUGCUGGAGACCGACAACUCGGAGCUGCUGCUCAUGCUGGAGUCCCCGGAGCCCCUCAGUGCCAAGGUGGAAGAGGCGAUGGCGGUGUUGCAGGCUCUCCAGGCCAUCGAGUGGAUGAAAGUGAACGUGACUGAAACCAGGUGGGUGGCUGAGGGUGUGCGGACAGGCGAGAGUAGCAGCCGAGCCCAGAAACAGCAAAGAAUGGGACAGGGACUUCCCCCAAGUCCCCAAGAGCCAGGUCAUGUCACUGCUUUCUCUGAGGUCCCAGGAACAAAAUUGGGGGAAGCAUGCAACUGGAAUGGGUGUUAACCAUCAAGUACAGGGAAGGCGUUCUCUGCCAGCUGCCCGGCUGGGCCUCCCUGGGGCCCCACCACUCCGUGCUGCCUGCCCGAAGGCGUGGCUUGGCCCCUCUCUGUUCCUAGCCGAAGACCAGGAGUCUGCCAUCCGUCAGAAAACACUGAUUUUACCCUUUCAUCCCCAGAAAACGGAACCCUUACUCCCUUGGCUGACAAGACAACGGCGUUUUCUACUCCUGGCUCUGUGAUCUGGAACUUAAUUCCCAGUGGGGCUGCGUCUGUACCUGAGCUCUGUGUGUGUGUGUGGCGUGAAGGUUGGUCACCUGGCCAGCCAUCACCUUCUUUGCUUUGUGCAUUAAAGUGCUGCAAACUGCGGUUUGUCUCCCAGGAGCCUUGUGUGAGGGAGGUGGGGUGAGCGGAGGGCAGGCUUGGCUGGGUCGGGGCUUCGGCCGCAGGGAACAGAACGCCACCACACGCAGGCCACAGAGAGUGCAGACCACAGCAGCACCGCCGGUG
Phyllostomus discolor (pale spear-nosed bat) is the source of this 3492-nucleotide messenger RNA. It is a transcript of the gene PABPC1L, whose product is annotated as poly(A) binding protein cytoplasmic 1 like. Gene Ontology annotation, molecular function: poly(U) RNA binding; mRNA 3'-UTR binding; poly(A) binding. The record is from RefSeq and is a predicted model, not a curated record. Gene Ontology annotation, cellular component: cytoplasmic stress granule; cytosol; ribonucleoprotein complex. Lineage: Eukaryota; Metazoa; Chordata; Mammalia; Chiroptera; Phyllostomidae.